AUGGCGUCUACGAAUGGCGCAAGUGAGGCGUCUCCCCUGCUUCCGACCUCGACUUCCUCCUCCAGCAGCGCGCCGCGACCGAUUUCCAGCAAACCGACGCGAAAUGUCUCCUUCAACCCACAAGUCUCCACCGCAAGUCCUCCCCAGAGGCAGCCUCUACUUCCCACAGCUUCCUCUUCGUCCAAUCCCGCGUCAACGCUCUCCGCACUCAACAGCAAACUACGCCGCAGAAAUUCCUCUGGGUCGGCUCUACAAAUCCCUUCGACCAUCUCCAAGAUCGGCCCGCAACGUACCACUCGCACAGCGCAGAAGCUCAAACUUCUGCCCAAUCCUGACAUUGGCUCUGACGCGGACGAAGAGAGCGGGAGAGAGGUGUACUCGCAAUUCACGCGCAUCAAGGACCCGACCGCGAGGAGAGAUGCUGCGAGGUUGGGCAAGGACGWCYGGGCCAAAUUGCCUCGAGUCACGGCUUAUUGCACCGCGAGUUCCUACCGAAUUGACGAUUUGAUGCGCUUCCUCAAGGGCAGAGUCAAGACGAAGAAUGCCAAUCYGAAACUGUUUGACGAGUGCAUCUACUCGCCCUACACGUACCAGAAAGAUUUGCCGCCAACUUCGAGGAAGAGGAGUGGAAGUCGGGAAAAUAACGAAGAAGCCAUUGAAGACGAUACGGAAAUCACAAGAGUCCAAUCACAACCCCAGAGACGCUUCUCCGACUCGGCGCUGGAAGUARAUGAGAACUCUGAGAGAAGAAGAGAAGAUCUCAUAGAUCUGAAUACCGCAGCUGGAGACACCACGCUUGAAACAGGCGAACCCAGCCAACCGAUGAGCAUGUCCGCUGGAGACARUACCAUCGUCUCCACAGAACCCGAUCAAAUGGUAACUCCCGACCUGGACACCACAGUUCAUAUCCCCGAGGUCUUUCUCUUCGAGUACGGAGUCGUGGUGCUUUGGGGAAUGUCUCUAAAAGAAGAACAGCGAUUCCUCAAAGAGAUCUCCAAGUUCGAACAGGAAAAGCUGAGCAAAGAUGAUGUCCAAACCGAGGAGUUCAAUUUCUACUACACUAGGGAGUACCAAGCGCGAAUAUACAAUGACUUUAUUUCAUUGAGGGAGAAGAAGAACUAUAUGACGAAAUUGGCUAUUAGCCAUGCGCUGGCGCAGAGUGUGAAGACAUCCCUCUACGAAGACCUGGUAGAUGCAACAAUCUCCACAACCCAAUACCUUCCUUCCCAGAUCGCCUCCACCGGCCGCAUCAACCUGACCCGGCGGGAGAUCAACAUGCAGAUCGGAGAACUCUUCAUCUUACGAAUCAACAUCCAUUUGCAAGGAAGUGUAUUGGAUGCUCCCGAGUUGAUGUGGGCGGAACCGCAGCUCGAGCCAGUGUAUGUGGCUGUGAGAAGUUAUCUGGAGAUGGACCAGAGAGUGUCUUUGUUGCAGGAGAGAGUGGGUGUCAUUGCCGAUUUGCUGGCCGUGUUGAAGGAUCAAUUGAGUCAUACACAUGGUGAAUACUUGGAGUGGAUUGUGAUUGUGCUCAUCGCAGCGGAGAUCCUGGUCGCUGCCAUCAAUAUCGUGGUGGAUCUUUACGCUGGCGUGGAUUGA
Molecule: messenger RNA, 1596 nt
Organism: Ramularia collo-cygni
Lineage: Eukaryota; Fungi; Ascomycota; Dothideomycetes; Mycosphaerellales; Mycosphaerellaceae
Product: related to sporulation protein RMD1
Exons: 3
Coding region: 1-1596 (531 amino acids)
Source: RefSeq, a predicted model, not a curated record